Symsagittifera roscoffensis is the source of this 1009-nucleotide messenger RNA. RefSeq lists its product as uncharacterized. The record is from RefSeq and is a predicted model, not a curated record. The transcript has 4 exons. NCBI's taxonomy places the organism in Eukaryota, Metazoa, Xenacoelomorpha, Acoela, Convolutidae. The coding region runs from base 222 to 914 and encodes 230 amino acids.
AAGAAAAGCAACAAUUUUGCGGGUUCAGCAUCAAAUCUGACUUUGACAGGUUGCGGAAUUCGCCUACAAUUCUUAAAUAGCACAGUUUGGCCUCGUAAUGAUAUAUGCAAACAGCUUUGUGAAAACUUCAAAUUUCUCUUCUAAAAAAUCUAAAUUAAUUUUGCACGGGAACUGGAACUUUUUCUGAAACAGCUCUCUCGGCUGCUCAAUUUCUGCAACAGAUGACAAUUAUUUACUAUUCAGUCUGCAGUGCAAAUGAUGUGUGUCUACUGUUUGAAAAUGACUUGCAAUGCAAGAUCUUGAACCAGAUCUCGAUGUGGAUCUGGCUCACUCCUGAUUGGAUAGCAGUUCCCCUGUCUCUGGACCGUCUCAACGCAAUCAUGUACCCAGCCUGGUACAAACAAAACUGCACCACCAAGACUGCGUGGAUCGUGAUUGCACCAGUGAUUGGGCUGAUUGGCGUCAGCCUAAUUCCAAUGUCGCUUUUAACGGUCAGAAUCGACGAUGGAACAACGCUCUACUGUGCGAGUGAAAAUGGAGUUGUUGAACGCAUCAUGAGCCUGGUCGGGUUGCCAGCAAUUUUGACAAUCUCACUGGCAACAUUGGUGCUCUUGUACCUCAUUCACAAUCGAAGCAAGAACUCAAACAAUUCCGCUUCCGAAAAAGAGCUAAUCAUGGCUCUUACUGGCACUUCGGCCAUGUACGCAGUUUUCGGAUCCGUUUCAUACUGCAUCGUGUUCUACGCUUUCUGGCUACUGGAAGAGAACACUGUGAACGAUCUCCUUAUCUACCAGGCAAUCGGGCAGCUGGUCAACACUCUGGGCAUCAUUUUAAGAAGUCCCAUCCUUCUCCUCAUGCAGCCAAUGCGAAACGCUUUCAAACGCGGAUGGAAAAACGUCACUUUCCAAAAAUGAACAGCUGCUAUCAACUCAAACAUUAGCCAACGGAAUUCGAAAAGGAAUAACCGAUCAAUUUGAAAUAAGAUCGAAUGAGGCUCCAAAAAGUUUCC